This is a messenger RNA of Micropterus dolomieu (smallmouth bass), 2724 nucleotides long. RefSeq names its product Kell metallo-endopeptidase (Kell blood group) (gene kel). Gene Ontology annotation, molecular function: metalloendopeptidase activity. Gene Ontology annotation, biological process: protein processing. The coding region runs from base 44 to 2428 and encodes 794 amino acids. Gene Ontology annotation, cellular component: plasma membrane. The record is from RefSeq and is a predicted model, not a curated record. NCBI's taxonomy places the organism in Eukaryota, Metazoa, Chordata, Actinopteri, Centrarchiformes, Centrarchidae. The transcript is spliced from 18 exons.
AACACGCUGGAGAAACGCAGAGCAAGAUAUCCAUACACUAAGAAUGAGUGAAACUCCUAUAGACCUUGAGCCUCAGCUUUCAAUCCAACCAUCGUCACAGCCAGAACCUGAGAGGCGGCUUCAGCCUCCACCUCUGUUGCAGCUGCCACUUCCCAGCCGGGAUACUCCUGAAACCCAUCAACAAACGCAGAUCCAGCCUGAGCUACAGCUGUCAGAGUCUAACCCCGAGCACCAGCACCAAGUAAAGCCAGUCUGGAUAAACCAUCGAAGGCUGCUUCUUUUAUUUCUUUUUGGGUUAUCUUUAUGUGGCGCCAUUCUGGGAAUCAUUUACUAUAUUCAUCAGAAUCUUCAAACUAGGAGCAAUAACCAGGCAGGCACUGAGACUCCAUGUCUCUCCCCGGCCUGUCAGUGGGCCUCGACCCGUCUGUCCAUGUCUGCUGAUCCCUUCAAGCAGCCCUGUGAUUACUUCUUGUUCACAUGUGGCUCUGACAGACUUUCACCAGACAGUGGAGGGAGACAAAGAGGUCAGGGCAUCCCUGGACAUCCACAGAACCAGAAGGAAAAGGCCGAGUGGCCAGAGAGGAGAGGACAAAGUCAAGACAGAGGACUGAUAGAGCAGAAAAUAGUGGAUAGAAAAACGGUGCUGCUGCAGUAUCUCAAGGAGAUUUUAGAAUCAAACGACAGACCAGGUAGUACAGCAGUGCAGAAGACCAAAGGAUUCUACCAUUCCUGUUUGGACACCAAAUCCAUAGACACUGCUGGAGCAGAGCCCUUCCUCACACUCAUCCAGAAAUUGGGAGGCUGGGCAGUAUCAGGCCAGUGGAAUCAGACUGACUUCAACUCCACCCUUAGCCUGCUGAUGAGAGACUACACCACCUUUCCAUUCUUUAACCUCUAUGUGGGCAAAGACCCAAAUGAAAUUGCCCAGGGAACAACUAAAAGAUACAUACAGAUUGACCAGCCAGAUCUAUUGAUCCCGAUUGAAUGGAACAGCAAGACACAGAAGUCUGAAGCUAAAACUCAGACGCUACGUCCCUUCUUGGCAUCAUGUUAUAGUUACCUGGCCCUGUUGGGCGCCCCGCCCAGCACCCGUAUGAGACAUGUGGGCAUGUUCAUCUCUCUGUCCUCUGAGCUCGCUGUGGCUUCUGCACCUCUGGACUAUCGCCUGUCAAAAAGGCAGCUCUUUCAGCGCAUGACCAUCAAAGAGCUACAGAGCCAGGCCCCUGCUAUUGAUUGGUUGGGCUGUCUGCAGGCUGCUUUCCAUCCCUUGCCCCUCAUUGCCGAUGAUCAUGUCCUUCUGCAUAACUUACCCUACAUUGUGCAAAUGUCCCGCAUCAUUGGCAAAUGGCUGGACAGGCAUGAGCUGAGCACCAGUGCCCCCCUUCAUACUUACAUGGUCCUCAAUCUGCUGCACACCCUAAUGCCUGCUCUAGACUCCAAGUUUUCUGAAACAGCGAAGAAUUUGUCUGUGGCUCUGGGUAACACUGAAGGGAUAGCCCCUCGCUGGAAACACUGUGUGUUAGAGACCGAGAGAGGAUUUGACUUAGUUCUUAGAGAACUUCUCAAUGAAAGGACAGCACACAGAGAGGCAGAGGAGAUUAUUCAAAAUAUCUUUUCCUCCUUCAAGUCGAAAUUAAAUGAACUCAAGUGGACAGAUCAGAAGUCUAUCCAGUUUGUCAUGAAAAAGGUUCAGUCUUUAAUUCCGAGACUUUGGACAACGAAAGAGAUUUCUAGUGAGGCUGAGCUUGACCUGCUUUUUUCCAAGGUGACAGUCAGCACAAGUAGCUUCUUCUCCAACUACGUCCAGCUACUGUCCUUAUGGCAAAAGAGACGUAGUCAACUCUUGACUGAGCUGACUGAGGAGCCUGAUGUUUUGUCUGUCACACCUUUUCUCCUGGGUGAUGAGCUCCUCUUUCCCAUGGGGAUGUUUGUCCCUUCACACUUCCAUCCUACCUAUCCUAGGGCAAUGAAUUAUGGUGUAAUGGGUUUCCUUAUCGCCAAAGAUCUCCUCCAUCUGAUUCUGCCGGACAUUUACGCUCAGAGUGAGACAGUGCAUUCUGUGGGGGAAUGUGUGUGGGCUCACUACCUCACUGUGACAGAAAAAACAGGCCGAGAUGGAGUGUCUUCUCUCUCAGCAUCGCAGCUGCAGGAGGUGUGGGUGCAGUAUUCUGCAUUGCAGAUAGCACUGCAGGCUUACCAUCAGACUCUAAAGAACCACCCGAGUGACACUUCCAUGUCAGGACUGUCGCACACUCGUCUGUUUCUCACAUCUUUUUCUCAGGUUAACUGUGACUCAGACCCAUACCGGGAACUUAUGCCCUUGGAGCCCUCCUUCUUGAUUACAGUCAUUUGUGCUAAAUCUGACCUGUGCCCUACAAGCCUACAGUGCUUCAAUAAAACCCAGCAGCAUCCAUUACAGGCAUGCUGACAGCACUCCUCUGAAGACCAGUGGGUUGUUUUUGUAGUUACUGAUUAUUAUUGAUUGUCUGGCAAACCAUCUACUUGGUGCUGUAUAAAUUAAGCACACUGUGGAUGUUGACAAACUGUUGUUUGAAUAAAGAUUGGUUAUAUAACAGAUAAGUAUGGUGGGAGUACCACCAGUAUGUAAAAAGCCAAGAAAACACUGACAUUUUUUUGUAGUUAUUGUUAAGACAUGCUUGCAUUUCCGUAGAUUGCACAAGAUCUUAAGUAUUUGUGUAAAUAAAAUAAACAUUUUAACAACUA